Messenger RNA from Symbiodinium natans, 1479 nucleotides. Lineage: Eukaryota; Dinophyceae; Suessiales; Symbiodiniaceae. The record is from the annotation of a GenBank genome assembly.
AUGGCGCCGAAGAAGUUGCUCAGUGCAACAACUACGACAUUCUCUCAUACGUUCUGUGCUGAAAAUCCAAACAAGCUCGAUGACGUGUAUUCCGUCGAAAAGAAGCCUCUGGGAGAGGGCUCUUACGGGCAGGUUUGCAAAGGUGUGCAUAAAGACACUGGAGCUGUUCGUGCCAUCAAGGCCAUCAACAGACAUAAGAUCUCCGACCCCGCUCGGUUCCAGGUGGAGGUGGAUAUACAGUCUUCCUUGGAUCACCCAAACAUCGUGAAACUAUAUGAAGUUUUCCAAGAUGCAAAGCGGUUCUACCUUGUCAUGGAGAUCUGCUCCGGUGGAGAGCUUUUUGAGCGAAUUGUAGCCGAGUCUGAAAAGCAUGAUGGGGCUCGCGCUUUUGAUGAGCGCGGUGCGGCAACCUACAUGCAACAGAUAUUGGGUGCCAUGAGCUACCUGCACAAGAACAAUUUUGUCCACCGGGACAUCAAGCCCGAGAAUUUUCUCAUGCAGAACACGGAUGCCAACGCCGAGAUUAAGGUGAUUGACUUCGGUCUUGCGAAGCACUUCGUUCCUGGCAGCGGGUCGUCCAUGAAGACGCGAGCUGGCACUCCGUAUUAUGUGGCCCCCCAGGUGCUGAGCGGUGCAUACGAUGAGAAAUGCGACAUUUGGAGUUGCGGUGUGAUCUGCUACAUUCUCAUGUGCGGUUAUCCACCGUUCUAUGGCGAGAAAGACAAGGAGAUUCUUGCAAUGGUCAAGAAAGGAGAGGUCAAGUUUGAUCCGGCUGACUGGUCCGACGUAUCCAGUGAUGCCAUCGAGUUCAUCAAGCUGAUGCUGACCUACGACCCACGCCAGAGGCCCACGGCCGCUACGCUUUUGACCCACAAGUGGCUCACGGCCUCUGUCAGCGCGCCGGUGGGGGCCGUGGCCAAGGAUUUGGGUCACAAGCUGAAGCGCUUCCAGAGCAACUCCAGGAUGAAGAAGGUGGCUUUGACCCUCAUAGCUCAGCAGCUCAAAGACGAUGAUCUCAAGGAGCUCCGAGACACUUUCAUACAGCUCGACAAGAACAGGGAUGGAACUUUGAGCUUAGAAGAGAUUCAGACUGGCAUGAGGACUGCAAAAGCAGACCUGCCAGAUGACAUUGUGCAGAUAGUGAAGAACCUCGAUACAGAUGGGUCUGGAAACAUAGACUAUACCGAGUUCAUGGCAGCUACGUUGACCAAGAAGCAGUACUUGAGGCGAGAAGUGAUGUGGGCGGCCUUCCGUGUCUUCGACACCAAUGGUGAUGGCGUCAUUACCAAGGACGAGCUGGCGAAGAUUCUGAAGGAAGAGGACAACAUGGCCUACAUCGAGAAAAUGGUGCAAGAUGUCGAUUUGGAUUCCAAUGGCGAGAUCAGCUUUGAUGAGUUCUGCAAGAUGAUGGAGAAAGAUUCUGCAGGAAUCCUGAGUGGAGCAGCGCAAGCAGAAGACAGGAUGUUACCUGAAGUGUAG